Limulus polyphemus (Atlantic horseshoe crab) is the source of this 3206-nucleotide messenger RNA. Its product is annotated as serine/threonine-protein phosphatase alpha-2 isoform-like. The transcript has 7 exons. Lineage: Eukaryota; Metazoa; Arthropoda; Merostomata; Xiphosura; Limulidae. Gene Ontology annotation, molecular function: protein serine/threonine phosphatase activity. The record is from RefSeq and is a predicted model, not a curated record. Bases 129 to 1118 code for a protein of 329 amino acids. Gene Ontology annotation, cellular component: nucleus; cytoplasm.
AUCGCAGGAUCGUGUGUAGAUGUGGGAGCACUCGCUGUGGGUUAGAAUAAUUUUAAAGCUAUCGUAAACUGGAAAGACUAUAGUGUUUAAUCACAUGAUCUUUAGUACAUUCUAGAGAUAAUAAUUAAAUGGCAGAUUCUGACAAAUUAAAUAUCGAUAGUAUUAUUGCUCGACUUUUGGAAGUAAGAGGAUCUCGUCCAGGUAAAAAUGUCCAGUUAAGUGAAGCAGAGAUUCGAGGGUUGUGUUUGAAAUCACGGGAAAUAUUCCUCAGCCAACCCAUCCUCUUAGAACUAGAAGCACCACUUAAAAUAUGUGGUGAUGUACAUGGCCAGUUCUAUGAUCUUUUACGACUCUUUGAAUAUGGUGGGUUCCCUCCAGAGAGUAACUACUUGUUUUUAGGAGAUUAUGUGGACAGGGGGAAACAGUCUUUAGAGACAAUAUGCCUUUUAUUAGCGUAUAAAAUAAAAUAUCCAGAAAACUUUUUUCUCCUACGUGGGAACCAUGAAUGUGCCAGCAUCAACAGGAUAUAUGGUUUUUAUGAUGAAUGUAAGAGAAGAUACAACAUAAAACUUUGGAAAACUUUCACAGACUGUUUCAACUGCUUGCCAGUAGCUGCCAUCAUUGAUGAAAAGAUCUUUUGUUGCCAUGGAGGUUUAAGCCCGGAUCUGCAGUCAAUGGAACAAAUCCGCCGUAUAAUGCGACCUACAGAUGUGCCAGAUCAGGGGCUGUUGUGUGAUUUACUGUGGUCUGAUCCAGAUAAAGAUGUAAUGGGAUGGGGAGAAAAUGAUCGUGGAGUUUCAUAUACAUUUGGUGCUGAUAUAGUAGCCAAGUUUCUUCACAAACAUGAUCUGGAUUUAAUAUGUCGAGCUCAUCAGGUUGUUGAAGAUGGCUAUGAAUUCUUUGCAAAGCGUCAAUUGGUGACUCUUUUCUCAGCUCCUAACUACUGUGGAGAGUUUGACAAUGCAGGUGCUAUGAUGAGUGUCGAUGAAACUCUUAUGUGUUCAUUUCAGAUUCUGAAACCAGCAGACAAGAAAAAUUUUCCAUAUGGGAAGAUGGCUUCAAAUCGCCCAAUAACACCUCACAGAGGUCAAUUGACCAAGAAAAACAGCAAGAAAUGAUACUGUGCAGUUAAACCUUAACGUUGUUUUCCUCUUGAAUGACUAUGUAGGUCAAGUUUGCUGUUUUAUAAACAAAUGUGAGUGUAUGGAUGUUAAAAGUUUUAAAAGCUUUAGAAUCAAAACAAAAGCUUUAUACAAGAAAACAUUGUUCUGUUCUAAACCUUCCUAGAUGUAGGAUACAUAUGUAAAAUAAAGAAUGUUUAUUGUUGGUAGGUUGUACAACUGCAUAUCAUAAGUGUAUUUGUAAUUCAUCAAUUAUAAUGUUUUAACAAUUUUAGACACAUCCAAGAUUUCCUUGGAUUUGAUUUUGGUGAGUAUGUAUGUUUUUAAAGCAUUUAAGAGAAGUUUGAAAUAAUUGUUUAAUCAGCAUAAAAAUUGUAGAUACAAUCAUGCUGCAUCAUCAUAAUUCAUUUAAAUGUUAUAGCUUUUUCUUUGAAGUUUCUUUUUUUCUCUUAUUUUUAACAUUUCACUUCUUUAGGUGUUAGCAGAUUAAAACAGCAUUUGCAAUUUACAUUCAAAACAGUUUCAAUCUUGGGAAAAGUUUGAAAAUGUAUAUUACUUAUUGAAGAAAAUAGUUUUGCAGCUAUUUUAUUCAGUUCUUUAGUUUCUUAAAUGCUCUGUAUGAAAAAAGAAGCUUUAUGUAUAAAACAUUUUUGUAAUAUGCUUUUUUUAUUUUGAGAUACUAGUUUUUUUUUAGGGGAGAUUUAUAUAUUUCAAGAAAAUAGUAGUACAAAGUGUGUUUAUAAGUAAAUAUGGUUAAUCUGUUACAAUCAUGAUUUUACCAUAAGAAACAGUCACUCUUGAGUACAACAUUAGAACCUGAUCUUAUGGCAUUCUGUUGUGAUUCUUCCAGAAAUUGCAUUUUUUUAGAAAAGGUUUAUGCAGCUGGUGGUUAAAUUAAAAUGGCCUUAAAAAUUUGUGUAUACUGGGAAGAAAUUUGUGUAGUUUGAUUCAGUUCUGUCCUAUACUUUGCAGUUUUGAGAUCAUCAACUUUCAGUGAAAAGCUGAUAUGUACUAAUUACAACAAACUUUACAUUGUAUGAUCAGUAUAUAUGCUGUUGUUUUGUAGUUAUAAAUUCUCCUUAUUCGUAUUGAGUUGAAGAAUGUGUGCAUUAAUAAACAUUGGAGGAAUAACACUUAAAAGGCCAUAUUUUUUUAUUUUAAGAAUAAUUUUUAUUAUUGACAUCAGUGUCAGUCUUUUGGAGUUUCUGUGUAUUUUUAUUUGCACUGUCCUCUCAUUCUUCCAUUGUUUUUACUUGUUUCCCUUUGGCUAUAUGCAACCUAUCAUUCAGUGUCAUUUCAAAUUAUUUCCUUAUAGCUCCAAAAACUUUCAUCAGCAGAUUUAGGCAUAAAUAUUUCAAUUGAGAAAACUUCAUUUUGGCCUUUGACCUAAAGAUAAUAAAUUAUCCUAAUCCCAUUCCCUUUUUUAUCAUAUGUUUAAAAAAUCAAUUAUUUCAUUUAUCUCAGAAAAUUACUUAGUAAGGUUUAAAUAGCUACAAAGUUAUUAGUUGCUUGAAUUCUUUUGUAUGAAAUAUAAAGGCUAAAUGCUACCUUAAAGAAUUGAGUUUAACCAUAUUUUUCUGUGUGAGAUAAUUCAGUUACAAUUGUUUGUAUAGUUUUUGAGGUGUAACAGUUUCUGCACAGACAUUGAAUAGUUUGAAGUAGUUUUUUUUGUGACUAAGCAAUAUAACCUUUGUUUUAGGAUUUUUUUUUGUCCAUUACUCUUGGGAAGAACAUAUGUUGACUGAAGAUUAAUUUAUUAAUUUUGACUAAACAAGUGGAAGUCUAACCUUAAGUACUUUAGUUAGAAUUACUUGCAGUAACUUCACACUAUAUCUCUACUUUUUUAAGAAGUAAUAAUUUUUGGUAAACAUAACUGUAAUAGAAGCACAAAAUUAAUUAUCUUUUAACAUCAAGCACCUACUAGAGUAAUGUUUAUGAUUUAUAUUAUUGUUUGGCUUGGUUGCUUAUGUAAAUGUAGGCUUCCAAAGUAACAAAGUAAGGAAUUGUCAGCAUUAUCAUAAUUAUGUAGAGAAAUUCAUGUCAUGUGUUGAAUUCUUAUAAAUAAAGUGAAAGAUGAUAAUUUUU